CUUGGAUUGUCCGUUACUUCCCUUUUUCUUCGAAAUUUCACUAGGGAGAAAAAAAAAUCACAGGCUACAAAAUUCAAAAGAAUUAAAGUCCCUGAUCUUCGGGCUUAUCAUUUCUCUUUUCCUCCCUCAACCUUUGCACUCUUUCCCCCGGAUCAACACUGCACUAUACAAGUCGAUCAACCCUCAAUCAACACCACUACACGAACAGAUCCACGAGAUAUCUGCAGAAUAAACAGCAGCACGAUCAGCGACAAUUCUUCGACUGUUAUCGUGAUCACCACCACGUUCUACCACACCUUCUCAUCUCUUGCGCGCGAUCGACUCGUUCAUCGCGGCUCUUAACCUCAAUGACGAUGGUCAUGGAAAACCAGAACCGCCCAUAUGGCGGCAUGAGCUUCGACAACGUCUACCAUCACAAUCCACCACAAUUCACAGACCCCUGGGCAGCUGCGCACACUUCCUCGCACUCGACACCACCAGUCUACGCGACUUCCAUGGGUAACAGCGCUAACAUGCCCAUCAACGUCGUCAAGCCCGAGGAAGUCGGCCGCUCCGCCGCAAUGUCCAUGUCCAUGCCCUACCCCAAUGUCCCUGUCUCAGCACCCUCGCUCGUCCCGGGCAGCAACUACACCACCACCGGCUAUGGCCCAGAGGUAAUGGGCUUGCAACAUGAGAUUCCCCGGACCGGCUUUGAGCAGACCCCCACAUACACUACCGCACCUCCCAUGAACAACUUCGCCCCGGGCAGCUAUGCGCCAGGCUCCUACGCUCAAAUUCACCCCUCCCAGUCUCAAGACGUUCGUCGUAUCUCGCAUUCUGACCGUGUGGGACCCUCUCAAGCCCCCGCGCCCACUCCCACCUUUGGUGAUGCACUCGAUGCAAGCCGCGGAAUGGUGGCGCUCAGCCAGGACUUGACUCCCCGUAACGUCUACGGGCCUCGCGGGGCACGCAACUCCGCCGAUUCAUACGGAUUCCCUUCUACUCACUCCUCCGCUUCUUCCAUCUCAUCUGGCGGCAACUAUCCUUACUACAGUGCCUCUGUGGGUUCUGUGGAUUCUUCUGUCACGGACUACAGCUCGACUACUUCCGAGUCCUAUGAGUCGCGCACCCUUCCCCGGCCUACCAGCCUUCUUGCUGGUAGCGCUCCUCCUGGGCCCCAGUCCAUGAUGAGCCAGUUCAGCUCGAAGAUGCCCUCCAACACGCAGAAGAAGCACAAGUGCAAGGUCUGCGAUAAGCGAUUCACUCGUCCCUCUUCUCUUCAAACGCACAUGUACAGCCACACUGGCGAGAAGCCAUUCGCGUGUGAUGUUGAGGGCUGUGGACGUCACUUCUCUGUGGUUUCCAACCUGCGCCGACACAAGAAGGUGCACAAGGGCGAGAAGGAAGGCGGCUCUCCCGACGAAGACGAGUAAAUUCAACAGCUUCCCCGUAUGACCAACUUUCCCUUCUGCUCGACCUUUGAUACACGAGCGCCUCUCCAAUCUCUGCGCGAAAAUGACGCGCCAGUUCCCAAGAUACCCAAUCCCCCCGCCUCUUCCCAACGAAACCGUCCCGCCGCGCAGGCCAUUCAACUGUGUUGGAUGAAAACUCCUUCGGCCCUGACUAUCUCCUUGUACAACAGCAUGGACUACCCCUUAUCCCCUCACCUCCGACUUUUAUUCUCUCUUCAUCUUUCAACCUCAUCCUUUUUCCUUACAUUCUGGAUAUAUCUCCUGAUCGGGUGUCGGGAGAUUCUUUUCAUCAAUUUACCAUAUACCCCUGGGACGGUUCUGAUUUUGGGUUUCACGCGGCCAUGAUACAAGCAAGGCUGCUCCGGGAAAGGAGAGAGGCCUUUUUUUUGUGAUGCUUUUCCUUGUUUUACUUCCCAUGUUAUGACCAUAGAGGUACCGGCUGGUUUGCGUUCCUGGUUGUUGCUUGUCUUUUUGCUUUUGGUCCUUUUCUUCUUCCUUUCUUUCUCGAGCCUUUGUGCUCGUUUUUCUUUUUUACCUUUCUUAUUCUUUCGCUAGACCUGGGAGUCACCUGUGCUUUUCUCGAUACCAAUGGGUUUGUGAUGAUUUGAUGCGUUUUUCUUGUCUGAGUUGCCUUCGAAUUUGGGGCACUUCAUUGUUUUUUAACCAUUCUAUUCUCCCGUGAUGUGUUGCAGCAGCUUGGAUCUUGAUACUUCUGUCCAGCGCUCAUUUACAUUCUAAUACUCUCUCUACCUUGCAUCUAUCUUGCUUGGUUUAGAUCCUAUUUAUUCAUCAUACCUUUUACCAUUUUCAUGUUUCUCUUGUGCUCUCAUUUCCAUACUUAUCCCUCCUUCCACUGACUAUUUUCUCUCUCUCUCUCUCUCUUUCCUUGGCUCUCGUUUCGUCCUCUCUUUCCACCGGGUUUUGUCUAUGUUUUCGAUGGUCGCACCGGGGUUUUGUGCAAAAUAGCUGGACGGCAUGGUGUUCAUGUGAUACCCGUGGCAUUGGUGCGAAAGCAAGCACCUUUUUCAGUUAUUUUUUGCUCUGACAUUUUGUUUCUCUUGUCUUGGUUGUUUGGUCCGUUUUUCGGUGAACCUGAACUUGGGCUGGUUUCCGCUGCGGUUCCGGGGCCAGUCAGUGGAAUUUUGUUUCCCAAUACACUCGCUAUAGUAAAGAUUUGUCUAAUACGCAAUUUGAGC
Penicillium subrubescens is the source of this 2647-nucleotide messenger RNA. Its product is annotated as C2H2-type zinc finger protein. Gene Ontology annotation, cellular component: nucleus. The record is from RefSeq and is a predicted model, not a curated record. The coding region runs from base 348 to 1412 and encodes 354 amino acids. The transcript has 3 exons. Gene Ontology annotation, molecular function: DNA-binding transcription factor activity, RNA polymerase II-specific; RNA polymerase II cis-regulatory region sequence-specific DNA binding. Gene Ontology annotation, biological process: regulation of transcription by RNA polymerase II. Lineage: Eukaryota; Fungi; Ascomycota; Eurotiomycetes; Eurotiales; Aspergillaceae.